Messenger RNA from Papilio xuthus (Asian swallowtail), 1696 nucleotides. RefSeq names its product Ki-ras-induced actin-interacting protein-IP3R-interacting domain olf186-M (gene olf186-M). Lineage: Eukaryota; Metazoa; Arthropoda; Insecta; Lepidoptera; Papilionidae. The transcript has 5 exons. The record is from RefSeq and is a predicted model, not a curated record. Gene Ontology annotation, molecular function: signaling receptor binding. The coding region runs from base 224 to 1015 and encodes 263 amino acids.
CAACUGGUAAUCUAUAAAAAGUACAAAUAACUGCAAUUUAUUCUAUGCUUCUGUUCUGCUGUGUAGUGUAUGUGUUGUGCAUCAGCGUUGAAAAGCGUAGUGAUAUCUCUUUUGAAACAAAUAGUAAAACGCGUACGCGUAGACGAGAGAUACUUUUAAUGAGACAGUUUCAUCCAUAAUAGAACGGAAAGUCCGUGGUUGGCUCAGUGGAGUUAUUGAAGAUAUGAGGCGCAGCAGUCCAGUACAACAAUGGCUAGAUUCACUGCCCGCAGACACUGAAGGUGAUGAGAAACCAGGUGAAGACCAAGCAGAAAACUCACACUCUGAUGAUAAUAAAGCAGAAGAUUCUGUGACUGACAACACAGUGGUGGAAGCAAGUAAUGUAGAACUAAAAGAUGAUAAAAACUUAGAUAUUCCAACACAAAGAGAAAUAUGGAAAAGGAAAUCUUUGGAGAGUGGCAUGCUUACGAGUACACCAAACAAUAGAUGUGUUAAGAAGAAACUACAGCGUGAUCACUCAGUUCAAUCAGAAGGAUGCGCACCUAGAUUUAAGAAUCCAUUGCUCAGAGAUCACUCUUUACAGUCAGACGCAAGUGGAUCAAGCAGCAGUUCAGUGCUCAAUGUGCUUGGGGCCAGAAAAGUAGAUGCUGAGUCAGUGCUUUUGGCACUUGGCUUUGGCCCCAGUGAAAAGCAACAAAAGUUACAGAGGAUACCAGAUCGCUUUCUAGUACCUUCUAAGUUAAAAGGCAUAAGCACUGAGAAAUUCAUAAAGGAUGAACAACUUUCUAUGCGCAUGCACGACUGCGGCAUAUUUGGAUAUAGAGGUCUUACAGGGAAUCCCCAUGUACCACCAUCGACAAUUGUAGCUAAGAUAAUGGAGUGUAUUCUGCACGACAACGUGUGUCGCGAGGAGGCGCUGAUGAAGGCUCGUCAUUCGAUCGCAGACUUGCGCGGUGCCCCGGCUCUGCACGCACAACUUGCACGCGCAGCAUUUAACAGGCAGACCACAAACUAGGCACUUUUACUUAUAAUUACACUGUUACUUAAUUUUUUCAUUAUUAUUGACACUUAUUUUCGGACAUAAUUGUAAUUUUAAGGGCUCAAAAGGGCAUCUUGUGCGACUUUGUGGGUUAAAAAUCUAUGGUAGAAAUGACUUUGUAAUCUGUCGAUAAGAAUGUUAUAUAUACGUGUGAAUUUUUCUAUCGGUUUGUUUAAUUAUCGUGAUAAGCGAUGAGCUCAAUUCUUUAAUGAAUAAUAAACGACAAAUCGUGAUAUGUUGGGUAAUUUUAAAGUUAUUUGUCAAAAAUAUUAAGUUUGUUUGUGUAGUUACUUUUAAAAAAUAUAUCUUGUUUGGUUGUGAUGUAGUGGUAUAUUCAUACAAGCGCAUAAAAACAAUUGAACCGGUGUUAGCGAGAAAACCGUGUUGGAGAGGAACCUCUACAAGUGAGAAAAAUAUCGCGGUCCCUUAGGCUCUCGUUUGGCCAGGUUCGACUUUAUGUGAUCUUACAAAUAAAAUAUAAUUUGUACUAAUUAAAUUUAACCUAGAAAAAUAAUAAUUUUUAAACCGUAUACAAUGAAAAAAACUGCAACAUUUUAAAUUACAAACAUAGUAUACCAGUAUGUUAUUGACCAAUUUGUUUUAUAUAAGUGCCAAACUUAAAAAAGACGCAAACAUAGCUAGUCAAACAAAAAUGUC